This is a messenger RNA of Juglans regia (Persian walnut), 2794 nucleotides long. Its product is annotated as transport inhibitor response 1-like protein. NCBI's taxonomy places the organism in Eukaryota, Viridiplantae, Streptophyta, Magnoliopsida, Fagales, Juglandaceae. The transcript is spliced from 3 exons. Gene Ontology annotation, biological process: SCF-dependent proteasomal ubiquitin-dependent protein catabolic process. Gene Ontology annotation, molecular function: protein binding. Gene Ontology annotation, cellular component: SCF ubiquitin ligase complex. The record is from RefSeq and is a predicted model, not a curated record. The coding region runs from base 215 to 2110 and encodes 631 amino acids.
AGUAUUAGAUAGAUAUAAAAUUCAUGGAGGAAUAAAGCUCACUGUUGCGACGCAGUGUCCUUCCUUCCUUCCUACUUCCCAGUUGAGCAUCCCCCAACCUCUCUCUCUCUCUCUCUCUCUGUUUGUUACCAAAAGCUUGCGAUCUGAUUAAAUUAAGCUUUUAUCUGGCCAAAACCCAGAUCAGAGAGUGAGCGAGCCAGAGUCGUUCCUUCCUAUGAGAAAGGACCGGACGGAAAUGUCCGAAGACGACGAUCGGUCCCCUCCCUUGGAUCUUCGCGGGGCGGACAUCGCCGAGUCCUCCAACAAGACCCGGAACUGCAGCGGAGUGUCCGGUUCUGGGGGUCCUGUGCCGGGACCCGGUCCCAGUUCCAUGGAGUUUCAGGCCCCCUACCCGGACCAAGUGCUCGAGAACGUGCUCGAAAACGUGCUCCAGUUCCUCAGCUCCCGGCGGGACCGUAACGCGGCCUCAUUGGUAUGCAGGUCGUGGUGGCGCGUGGAGGCGCUCACUCGAUCCGACCUCUUCAUUGGCAACUGCUACUCGGUCUCGCCACGGCGGGCCACGGCCCGGUUCACCCGGGUCCGGUCCGUCUCCAUCAAGGGAAGGCCGAGGUUCGCGGACUUCAACCUGAUGCCGCCCGAUUGGGGGGCUCACUUCGCCCCUUGGGUGACGGCCAUGGCGUCUGCCUAUCCCUGGCUAGAGAAGGUUUACCUAAAGCGCAUGUCCGUCACGGACGACGAUCUGACCCUACUUGCCAAGUCCUUCCCCUCUUUCAAAGAGCUCGUCCUCGUCUGCUGCGACGGCUUCGGUACCAGUGGCCUCGCCGUCAUCGCCAGCAAGUGCAGACAACUGAAAGUCCUUGAUCUGAUCGAAUCCGAGGUCACGGAUGAUGAGGUUGAUUGGAUUGCUUUUUUUCCGGAGAGUGGAGCGACCUGUCUGGAGUCACUGAUCUUCGAUUGCGUAGAAUGUCCAAUAAAUUUUGAUGCAUUGGAGAGGCUGGUGGCUAGGUCGCCAUCAUUGAAGAAGCUUAGGUUGAAUCGCUUUGUUUCUAUUGGGCAGUUAUAUCGCCUGAUGGUACGUUCUCCGCAGCUCACACACCUUGGAACUGGCUCUUUUAGUGCAUCAGAGGGCAUGGCUCAUGGUGAACAAGAACCCGACUUUUUCACUGCCUUUGCUGCUUGCAGAUCCUUAGUUUGUCUCUCGGGAUUCAGGGAAAUCUUGCCAGAUUACUUACCAGCCAUCCACCCAAUCUGUGCUAAUCUUACCUCCCUGAAUUUUAGCUAUGCGAAUAUUAAUGCAGAUCAACUCAAAUUAGUCAUAUUUCACUGCCACAAACUCCAGAUUUUCUGGGUCCUUGAUUCAAUAUGUGAUGAAGGACUUCAAGCUGUGUCUUCAACCUGCAAGGACUUGCGUGAGCUUCGUGUUUUCCCUUUUGACGCUCGGGAGGAUAAUGAGGGCCCUGUUUCUGACGUGGGCCUCCAGGCAAUUUCUGAGGGCUGUAGGAAAUUACAAUCGAUUUUGUAUUUCUGCCAGCAUAUGACAAAUGCGGCAGUGAUAGCCAUGUCAAGGAAUUGCCCGGAUCUUGAGGUGUUCCGUCUCUGUAUAAUGGGGCGACAUCGCCCAGACCGUGUGACCGGUGAACCCAUGGAUGAAGGUUUUGGAGCCAUUGUUAUGAACUGUAAGAAGCUAACUAGGCUUGCUGUAUCCGGUUUACUGACUGAUCGUGCUUUCAGUUAUAUUGGAAAAUAUGGGAAACUGGUUCGUACCCUGUCAGUUGCUUUUGCUGGAGACAGUGACAUGGGGCUUAAAUAUGUGCUAGAGGGCUGCCCUAGACUGCAGAAGCUUGAGAUCAGGGAUAGCCCAUUUGGGGAUGCAGCUUUGCGUUCUGGUUUGCAUCACUAUUACAACAUGAGGUUCCUUUGGAUGUCUUCAUGCAGGUUAUCUCCCCAAGGUUGUCAGGAGAUUGCUCGAGCAUUGCCCCGCCUGGUGGUGGAAGUAAUCAGGGAUGAUGCUAUUGAGCACACAGAUGAGACUGUUGACAUAUUGUACAUGUAUCGGUCUCUUGAAGGCCCCAGGGAUGAUGCCCCAGGAUUUGUGACCAUCUUGCAAUAAAAGAAGUUGAUUCGGCUGUUUGGUGGCUACCAAGCAAGCUAAAAACAUUUUUGUGGGAAAAUUGAAGAUGGCGGGUGGCUUUUAUAUGACCCGCAAGGAGGUCCCUGCAACCAUCGUCUGUCAGACAAAUAUGAGUGAACAACUGCUGUUCCUGGCUUGAGCAGUUGCAAAAGCAUCCAUAACAGAAGCGAGGUAUUGGACUGUCCAAUAUUGUUCUAUUGGUACGCUUCUCAAAUUUUAUGUUUCUUUUGCUUUCACAUUCGUUUUAUCAUAAACAAAGGCUGCCAGAAGAGGAGAAGGGGGGAGCGGUUGUCAAGCUGGGAGGGGUUUUCAAGCUACAUUGAUAAUUUAAAAUAUGAGAGUUUAAACGUGGAUAGUAUUAUUUAUGAGGAGAUGGAGAUGGGUCUUGAAGAAAUGGAGAUUCAGAAAGGUGAAAUUUCGAACUUAUCUUCCAUGCCACCAGUAGAGAAGCAGGAGCUAGUGUUCACUCUCGAGAAAACUUAAAUCUGUUUAUUUUGUGAUUCAAAUGGUAGCUAGUUUAAGCUGUAGCUGCUGAGAACUAAAUGCCCAGGCUAAUGCAUCUCUUUCUCUUUCCAAGUGCUUGUUUUUUUCAGAUGUGUUGUAGCACCUGACUGUUGAAUUUAUUAUUGUUAUUGUUAGCAAAUGUGAGAUGGGAAAUAAAUG